UUUUCCUGGUUGAUGAGCCAGGCUCGUCGGCUGCAGGCUGCCUCCAUUCACCCCGCAAAUCCGUGUCAGUACCACCGAACCAGCCGCUCCCCGUGCAGGAUAAGCCGCACCAGGUCGGUUUGGUGAGCUUCUCCCCCCGGUGCACAGUGAAAGGCCUCGGUUGAAGCAGCCGCUCGUCAUUCCCAGACAUGGAGACACAUGGCAACUCGCACAAGAAGCCGAAGCUCAGCAACGCCGCCGAGAGCUGGGGAAUGCAACGUGCAACUAAUGUCACCUAUCAAGCUCACCAUGUGAGCAGGAAAAAGCGUGGGCAGGUUGUGGGCACCAGAGGGGGAUUCCGAGGAUGCACUGUCUGGCUCACCGGUUUCUCCGGUGCGGGGAAAACCACGGUGAGCAUGGCUCUGGAGGAGUACCUCGUGUGCCACGGCAUCCCCUGCUACACCCUGGACGGGGACAACAUCCGUCAGGGGCUGAACAAAAACCUGGGCUUCAGCCCAGAGGACCGCGAGGAGAACAUCAGACGCAUUGCUGAGGUCGCCCGGCUUUUCGCUGAUGCUGGGCUGGUCUGCAUCGCCAGCUUCAUUUCCCCCUACAGCAGGGAUCGCCUCAACGCCAGGAGGAUCCACGAGGCUGCAGGUCUGCCUUUCUUUGAGGUUUUUGUGGACGCUCCGCUGGACGUGUGUGAACAGAGAGACGUGAAGGGGCUGUACAAGAGAGCCAGAGCAGGGGAAAUAAGAGGUUUCACUGGCAUCGACUCAGAGUAUGAGAAACCCGAGGCUCCAGAGCUGGUGCUGAAAACCGACUCGUGCAGUGUGAAUGAGUGCAUACAGCAGCUUAUUGAUCUACUUCAAGAAAGGGACAUCGUUCCUGUUGAUGCCUCUUAUGAAGUGAAAGAGUUGUACGUGCAGGAGAACAAACUGGACCUGGCAAAGGCCGAUGCAGAGACGCUCCCUGCUGUACAGAUUGGAAAGGUGGACAUGCAGUGGGUUCAAGUGUUGGCUGAAGGCUGGGCCACUCCUCUAAAUGGCUUCAUGAGAGAGAGAGAGUUUCUACAGUGUCUUCAUUUCGACUGCCUGCUGGAUGGUGGAGUGAUCAACCUCUCGGUGCCCGUUGUGCUGCCGGUGUCCACUGCAGAUAAAGAGCGUCUGGACGGCGUGACAGCCAUGGCUCUCGUGUACGAAGGCAGGCGAGUGGCCAUCCUGCGCAACCCGGAGUUCUACGAACACCGAAAAGAGGAGCGCUGCGCUCGUCAGUGGGGCACCACCUGCAAGGACCACCCCUACAUCAAGAUGGUGAUGGAAAGCGGGGACUGGCUGGUCGGAGGAGACCUGCAGGUCCUCGACAGGAUCCGCUGGAACGAUGGACUGGACCAGUACCGACUCAGUCCCACCGAGCUCAAACAGAAGUUUAAAGAAAUGAAUGCAGAUGCCGUUUUCGCCUUCCAGCUCCGCAACCCAGUGCACAACGGCCAUGCCCUUCUAAUGCAAGACACCCACAAACGUCUCAUCGAGCGAGGCUACCGCCGGCCUGUCCUGCUCCUCCACCCGCUGGGGGGGUGGACCAAAGACGACGACGUGCCGCUGCCCUGGAGGAUGAAGCAGCACGCCGCCGUGCUGGAAGAGGGCGUCCUGAACCCAGACAACACCAUAGUAGCCAUUUUCCCCUCACCGAUGAUGUACGCAGGGCCGACUGAGGUUCAGUGGCACUGCAGAGCCCGGAUGGUGGCCGGCGCCAAUUUCUACAUCGUGGGGCGCGAUCCUGCCGGCAUGCCGCACCCGGACACCGGAAAGGACCUGUACGAACCCACUCACGGCGCCAAGGUCCUCACCAUGGCUCCAGGCCUCAUCACGUUGGAGAUCGUACCGUUUAAGGUCGCCGCUUACAACAAGGUGAAAAAAGCCAUGGACUUCUACGACCCGAAAAACCAUCAAGAUUACGACUUCAUCUCAGGCACGCGCAUGCGGAGGAUGGCCCGCGAGGGAGAAAACCCCCCCGACGGCUUCAUGGCACCGAAGGCCUGGGAGGUGCUGAAAGAAUACUACCAGUCGAAGGAGAAGGCGUAAGAGCUGCUGAGUCUGUCCAGAAAACACGGGAACACGGAGGUUUCUACUAAUGUUACUGAUGAAGAAUGUGGGGACCAUUCACUGACUUUUACCCAAAACCUCACCCUGGCUUCUAUCUGUCACUUUCACGGUCAAGCGUCAUUCACACAACUUGUUUUUACUCUCGUCACAUUCGUAUUUUAGCCGUUUGUUCUUUAUUUAACCAAACUUACUGAUCAUGAACUAUAAUAGGGGACGUUUGUGUUACAUUUCAGAAGAAUGAACUUAAAUGUUUGCAAGUAGAUGUGCGUGUUUUUCCACUAACUUAAUGACUUGUAUGUGCAGAUAUCUCGUGUGUGAAUAAAAUCUAAAGAUCAAGCGUCGUAGCGGAGUGUGUGAGCGGUGCUGUUGACCAGUGCUUCGUUAAUCAGGAGUGAAUGUGUCGGCAAAAAAAAUCAAGAAAAUAAGCUAAAUAAGUCCGUCUGACACACUUUUCAGUCGGCUCUAACCGAGCUGCUUUGACCUGCGAGUGUCUGAGUGGAUCAUUCGGUGUGCACGUGAACUGGAGGUGAAAGUUGAGUGCCUUGAUCUUCAGAAAGUCAUUUCACUGGAUGUCUCGUUCGAAUUUGGAAACGCACACACCUGCUUACUUACCACCUGUUAGCAUUGAAGAUGUUUUUAUUGAGAUAGCUUACCACUUUUACUUCUAUAAGAAUCUUAUUUUACAUAUUUUUUUGUUUCCUAACAUUAUCCUAUUCUUUUUUUAAACUGUUGUGCAUGUAGUUUUUUUUGUGUUUUAACCCUACACAGCCUUGGUGUUUUGUUACUUUUACGUUCAUGGCUUCUAAUAUUUUCCAUGUGGUCACUUCAUUUGUAAGAGUUUGCCUGUAUAAUCAGAUGGACGGGGUUUCCUGGGAUCAGAUUUGUAAUCCUACUUGUCCAAUAAAUGUAUUUAGCAAAAAGAA
Messenger RNA from Salarias fasciatus (jewelled blenny), 3007 nucleotides. RefSeq names its product 3'-phosphoadenosine 5'-phosphosulfate synthase 1 (gene papss1). Lineage: Eukaryota; Metazoa; Chordata; Actinopteri; Blenniiformes; Blenniidae. The coding region runs from base 189 to 2063 and encodes 624 amino acids. The transcript has 12 exons. Gene Ontology annotation, biological process: sulfate assimilation; 3'-phosphoadenosine 5'-phosphosulfate biosynthetic process. Gene Ontology annotation, molecular function: adenylylsulfate kinase activity; sulfate adenylyltransferase (ATP) activity; ATP binding. The record is from RefSeq and is a predicted model, not a curated record.